Messenger RNA from Musa acuminata subsp. malaccensis (wild Malaysian banana), 613 nucleotides. RefSeq lists its product as uncharacterized. NCBI's taxonomy places the organism in Eukaryota, Viridiplantae, Streptophyta, Magnoliopsida, Zingiberales, Musaceae. The record is from RefSeq and is a predicted model, not a curated record.
AUUGAACGAACGUGUAGCUUAACAGGGUCGAGCGGCGGCGAAGAAAGGGGGUUUGGGGAGCGACGGUUCUUGUUCUUUUCAGGUUUGCAUCUUUGCGCUUGAGAUCGAGGAGAGGGAGUGGAGAGAUGGGGCGGACGCCGAGGGCGAUCGUGGAGGAUGAUUACGAGACUGAACAACAAAAGCAAGCUGCUGCUGAUGUUUUGUACCAGUAUUCUCAAUUUGUUAUGGUGUGUAUUGGGGAGGGAGUUCGGCCAACUGAUCUCAGAUUGCACUUAAUGAAGGAACUUUCAGGAAUGCCAACAUCAUUAAAGAAAGAGCCUUUGCCAGAUUCCCCCUCCUCGACAGGCGAACCAUCAUCUUCGGGGUCAAUGAAAAGGGACAAAUCUCACAGCUCAUAAACCAAUAUCGUACGAGACAGGUUCAAGAUACCAAUUGUAUGCGAAUGAGAUCAUUCUCCUGUUGUACAAGAAUGCUAAGUUGAGAGAAUUCAUAGGACGGUGAAGCAUGUGGCCAGUGUUUUAUUAUGUAUAGGUAAAUGUUAUUUAUAAAUGGUACAUACAUGCUGAUGGUAUUAAAAUUGGCUUAUGAUUCUUAAGCUCUUAGAUUGGAUGAA